UGGACAAUCAGUUGACGUUGAAUGUUUCGUCUUGGCGGUCGCUGAAAAAACAAACCGCUGGCAGAAUCUUCGAUCGGACCGAAGACCCCUUAAUCCGAUAGCUUCUUGGCUAAAAUCUGUAUUGACCAUUUUUUUCUGGUGUUCUGUCAGUUCUUCCUGAGUGUUCUGUGUGUGUAUUAUGUGCCAGGGCAGUGGCUCUAAGCUCUGAAAACGAAUUCGAGUCUCUGCGAAAGGGUGUCCUUUUUUGGUCCUGAAAUGUCCUGGAUGACUUUGGUCUUCCUCCUGGCCGUGGCCCUCGCCCUGGGCCAGGCUCUGGAGGGUGUGGUCCAGCCCACUUGCAGCCUCAAGGACAACUGUAAUCUGGGCGAAAACCUGCUCACGAAUCCUGGCGGUGCCGAUGGCUCUGUCGACGUCUCUGGCGACAAGCUGGAGAGCAAGAUAGCCUCCAUCUUCGAGGAUAAGGUCAACUACAGUCUGAAGCUGUUUGCGGACGAAGCCACCACCACGAUCCUGGAGUAUCAGACGGCCAAUCUCAGCGACUUGCACGCAGGACCUCUGGGAAACUUUUCGAUCCAUCAGUUGGAGAAAAACCUGGAGGAGGACGACCAGGUGGAGGAGGAUGAACGAGUCUAUCUGUACAAUAUUGGGAAACGCUUUCUGGCCAUAACGCAGCCUUUCGAUCCUGCCAGGAACCCAGACGCCUCGUCGCUGUGUCGCCGGCAGAUGCGACAGUAUCUGAGCGCCUUGGACAACUUUGAUCUAUGGGCCUUGAAAAUGCACGAUGCCAGCGGAAAGCUGAACUCUGGCAUUUUGAACGGCAACAUCAAUCAGCCGGGUGAUUUCGACCAGUGUAUGGGCAUUCAGCAGCCCAUGCGGGAGCAGGAUCAGGAUCAGGAGCAGGAUGAGGAUAACCUUCUCCGAGGUCAAUACUGCCUGGCCUAUGCCCAGCCAGUCCUGCCCCAUAAAUCGAAGCGCCUCCAGAGCUUCUUCAAGCUGAUCCAGUCCCACGGACCCUUCAAGAGCGAGUUCAACGACCCCGGACACCGUGUACCCCGCUACUCCCUGAUCAACUGGGGCAUCUGCGUGCCCUCCGGCUGCUCCGCCCGCGACGUGGAGUACACCGUGGCGGAGUAUCUGGCCAACCAGACGGCGUCCACGGGAAUCACCUUCAAUGUUCGGGUGGAGCCCCAGAUGUGCCAAGUGCGGGAUCAGCGUCCCUGGGACAGGAAUACCACCUGGGCGGUGCGGUUCUUCCUGCUGGUUCUCUCCGUGGCGGUGCUCUCCACCAUCUACGAUCGCUCCACCAAGACGCAACCGAAGCAGAAUGCCUGGUUUACGGCCUUCUCGCUGGACAAGAACCUGCGUUGGCUCUUCAGCACCAGCAGUGCUCCCGGAGACAUUGAGGCGGUGCAUGGCAUCCGCUUCCUGAACGCCAUGAUGCUGAUCUUCUCCCACAAGUCGAUGGCCAUGUUCUUCAACCCGUACAACAACCGCACGGCCAUGUCCGAGAGCCUGGGCCAGCCGUGGACGGUGAUUGGACGUGCUGCAUCGCUCUACACGGAUCCCUUCCUGCUGUUUAGUGGCAUGCUCACGUCCUACUCCCUGUUCGGCCGCCUGAUGAAGCAGCAGCCCAUCCGGCUGAAGAACGAAUACGUCAGUCGGCUGAUGAGGAUCGUCCCGCCUCUGGCCGCCCUCAUCCUGUUCUGCACCUACGUCCUGCCGCUGUGGGGCAGCGGGCCGCAGUGGAACCUGGUGGUGGGCCACCACGCCGACAUCUGCAAAAAGAACUGGUGGCGUAACCUGCUAUUCAUCCACAACUACUUUGGCUUCAGCGAGAUGUGCCUGACGCACACCCACCACCUGGGCAUCGACACGGAGCUGUUUGCCGUGGCGCCCCUGCUCAUCCUGGGACUGUGGCGUUGGCCCCGCCGCGGACUGGCAUUCCUGCUGCUCCUCUGCACGGUGGGAACGGCCGCCAGGUACUAUACCACGAUCGUCAACCAGCUCUCCAACUAUAUAUACUUUGGCACCAACAUCCAGCGCCUGUUCCGCACUGCCGACUACAUGUACUCCUUCCCGCCCCACCGCUCCACCGUCUACAUCAUGGGCAUCCUGCUGGGCUACGUCCUGCGCAAGUUCCAGAAUGCCAAGCUGAGUAGCCUCCAGCUGCGCCUCGGCUGGUUGGGAGCCACAGUCUGCCUCCUGGCCUCGCUCCUGGGUCCCGCUCCCAUGGGCGACAUCAACUACGUGUACAACUCCACCCACGCAGCCAUCUACGCCGCCUUUGCGCCCAUCGCCUGGUGCCUGUUCUUCUCCUGGAUCGUCUUUGUCUCCCACAACGGAUACAAAAAUAAAAUCACGAAGCUGUUUGCCUGGCGAGGUUUCCAGGUGUCCACAAAGCUGUCGUAUGCCAUUUACCUGACGCAGUUCCCCGUCUUUUUCUUCAAUGUCGGCCGAAGGCGUCACAUCCAUCACUACUAUAACUUUGUUUCGAUAAUCCUCGACACCAACGAAUUCAUCUCGAUCUUCCUGGCCUCUGUGGCCCUGACGGUGCUCUUCGAUGCGCCCUUCCAGAACCUGAAGAAGCUGCUCAUUAAACGUCCCACCGCCUCGCCGGCGAAAGUCCUGGCACCUUCGGCGGAAGCACAGCCCAGCACUGCCCCCCACCACCCGCACUCCGAUUAGUCCCGCCCCACUAGCUUCUAAUCUUGUAAAUGUAUCCCCUUUGUAGCAUUUAGUGGCAAAUUAGGAUUAAGUCAAACCCGGCGCAGCCCAACCCAUCCCCCCCCCCAUCCCAUCCCUAGGCUUAGUGGAACGCUUUAUAAUUUGUAAAUUACUGUACUGUUAGUCAAAUCGAGCGACGAGUGCGACUCCCUUUCGUAGUCAUAUAGGGCCAAAACCAAUCAACUAUCUUGCUUGCUAGACGGGUCUGAGGCGGUUUGGGCCGGGAGCCGGGGGCGCUGCCUUCGGAUCUCGGCCGACCUGCUCGGACUCUGGAUCCGUAGAAUACUUACGUUACUUUAAGCCAGGUCGAAUGUCAGUUUUUUUU
This is a messenger RNA of Drosophila bipectinata, 3049 nucleotides long. It is a transcript of the gene drd, whose product is annotated as drop dead. The record is from RefSeq and is a predicted model, not a curated record. NCBI's taxonomy places the organism in Eukaryota, Metazoa, Arthropoda, Insecta, Diptera, Drosophilidae. Gene Ontology annotation, molecular function: acyltransferase activity, transferring groups other than amino-acyl groups.